Phytophthora infestans T30-4 is the source of this 1236-nucleotide messenger RNA. RefSeq lists its product as uncharacterized. Lineage: Eukaryota; Oomycota; Peronosporomycetes; Peronosporales; Peronosporaceae. The record is from RefSeq and is a predicted model, not a curated record. The transcript is spliced from 5 exons. The coding region runs from base 1 to 1236 and encodes 411 amino acids.
AUGGUCACUUCACAGUUUGAAGCCGCAUUGGCGUCGGAGGGCGCCACUGGCAGCGCCGAGGCGCAGCUGGCGUUCCAGGAGGCGUUCGCUCUGGCGGAGAGCGUGGCAGCCAAGCUGCAGCUGGUGCACAAGACGUUUGCACCGGGCACACCCGACUUCUGGUUCUAUUCGUCGCUAUGUAAACUGCUUGAUGUGCAGACGCUCAUGGAGACGGAGAAGCACGAGGCGGCGUGGCAAGUGCUGGGAGAGAACAAGACGCAGCUAGAGACGGUGGAGCGAGAGCUCACAGGAAGGAGCUGCUGGCGACGUUCCCAGCGAAUCCAUAGACGGCGACUGUUAUUGGAGCUGGAUCUAUUGUACAAGCUUAAGAGACCACAAGAGGAAAUCAAGAAUGUGACACAACAGCUCACGACGUCGCUGCAGGUGAACUAUCAAGACCCCGAGCCAACAGGAGGGACGGCGGAGAUCAGAAAGGAGACGCACCCCUCCGAGAAAGAUUCCUCGUUGAAGGGACUUCUGCACGGUUUGGACGUCUAUGGACGCGAGAAAACUUUCCAGAAGAUCCUCACAUGGAACGGAUCGGUGGAGGAACACUGGAAGAUGCUGGAAGUGUUCUUGGACGACUACCCGUUCGAAUACGCGGAUAUCCCAGGAUAUGUGGACGUUAUUGUCAGGGACGUUAAGCGUAAGAGGGACAAGGACCCUGUAAAGGGAUACAGCUUCAAUUUCCGAGCAGCACAUGGAGCAUUGUCCUUCUCGCAACUGUUGGAGUGUGCGCGACAAGACCCCGAGCUCUUUCGUAGCAACAGCGAGUUUGCUGUUCGUGGAAUGCAACUGCUUCGAGCUGCGGCGGAGGUAGACAGUGAGCAGUGUUCUGAUCUCCGCAGUGAAGCGCAGAAUGAGAAGGAGCUGCAGCAUCUUGCGACGUAUGUGGAAUUCCUGCGCGAUUUCGCACCUUCGUCAGUGGGUAAUAUCCAAGUGAUGGUGUUGUACCGGAAACUGCAGCUUUUGAACGCGAUCUGCUGCUCAAACGCAAACGCAGUCCCGGAGCUGCUGAACUGUCUGGUGGAAUAUGUAAAGAUCGCUGGUGGGCGCGUCUUGAACACAUUUAGCUACGUUGGAUCGUGUGGAUUCAACGCGGUGUAUCAAGCCAACCACAACGAAAUCAUUCGCAAGAGUUUGACAACACUGUGGUCCUCUGGAAUUGAUGAGAAAACUACGUACAACACGCGCUGA